GCGAUGCGUCACUGCGCUUACGGGUAGUCGGGACGCCAAUCUCGCGUGAUGAGACUUGUGGCGUUGGGAUUUUCAGAAAGACAGGAGCAGGAAGCUUACAGUUAACAGCUUUGCGGAAGGUGCAAGUAGCGAUCGGGGACUGCGGACUCUCUUAGGAAAAGCGGGACUGUUGGGCACUGCGCAUUUACCUGGAUUAGAGGGUGAAGUUUGAACUUCAGUAUAGCUUAUCCCUAUACGUCUCUACCGGGAUGAAAACUGAGACAAAACUAGCAGUAUAGCAAGCUGAUUAGGGACAUGCCUGCACCCUAGUAACUGCCCGACCACCUGAAGUCUGCAACUCACUGCAAGUAGGUGUCAGUCCAAGUAAGUGCAGCACAGCAGCCCUCCCCCCAAUGGAGGCUCUGAGUAGAGGAGGGUGAGAUGGAUGGAAAUAUUGUGGUGCCUCCAUCACUUGAAGAAAGCAACCAAAGAAACACCGUGGAGACCAUGCCACAAAACAGUGUGGGAGAUGAGUUGAAAGAGGUUUUGCCUGUAGAAGUUGAAAGCACUGUCAUGAAGAGCCAGGAAAACACUGAGGCUCUGGAUUUGACAUCAUUGCCUCCUUGUAGCCAAGAUCCAGAAUCUGUGCCCCUGAGGACUCCUACUACUGAAGCACACGGUGUGGAGGGGGCAGACGUCAGAGUAUCAACAGAGGCAUUGGACCAGAGCAAAAUAAAUGAGGAUAAGGAAGGUGCCACACAAGAGGAAAAUGGCAGGAUUAAGCAGGGACCUAAGAGGGUAACAUUCCCUUGUGAUGAUGACAUUGUGUCUGGUGCCCUUGAACCCAAAGAUCCAUGGAGGCACGCUCAGAAUGUUACAGUGAAUGAUGUGAUCACAUCCUAUUCCCAGGCCUGCCAGAAGCUCAACUGCAAGCAAAUUCCAAAACUUAUCCGACAGCUACAGGAUUUGACUGAUCUCUCAGGGAGAGUUGACACCAUGGAUCUUAAAGGAGAGCGUCUGGAUCAUAAGGCAUGCGAGGCUCUGGAAGAAAUUUUUAAAAGAGUGCAGUUUAAGACGGUGGACCUUGAGCAGACCAACUUGGAUGAGGAUGGUGCUUCUGCUCUGUUUGACAUGAUUGAGUAUUAUGAGUCAGCAACUCACCUCAACAUUUCCUUCAACAAGCACAUUGGUACUAGAGGUUGGCAGGCUGCAGCACAUAUGAUGCGUAAGACCAACUGUCUGCAGUAUCUGGAUGCACGAAAUACACCAUUGUUGGACCACUCUGCACCAUUUGUGGCCCGUGCACUCCGCAUUAGCAGCAGCUUAACGGUACUACAUCUUGAAAACACCAGCCUGUCUGGGAGACCCUUAAUGUUACUGGCUACAGCUCUAAAGAUGAACAUAGUGUUGCGGGAAUUAUACCUUGCUGAUAACCGUCUCAACAGCCUGCAAGAUUCAGCUCAGUUGGGGAAUUUACUAAAAUUUAAUAGCUGUAUCCAGAUUUUGGACCUGCGAAACAAUCAUAUUUUGGAUUCAGGUCUGUCAUACAUCUGUGAAGGAAUAAAGGAACAGCGACAGGGACUGGUCACCCUGGUCCUUUGGAACAACCAGUUGACUCACGCUGGCAUGGUUUACAUGAGUCUGUGUCUGCCUAAUACUCAGACUUUAGAAACACUGAACCUGGGCCAUAAUGCAAUUGGUAAUGAAGGUGUCCGGCAUCUUAAAAAUGGUCUGAUUGGUAAUCGCAGCGUUCUCCGACUUGGAUUGGCAUCUGCUAAGCUCACCUGUGAAGGUGCAGUAGCUGUUGCAGAGUUUGUUGCUGAGUCACCUCGUCUCCUUCGACUUGACCUACGGGAAAAUGAAAUCAAGACGGGGGGAUUAAUGGCACUCUCACUUGCCCUUCGUGUUAACCAGUCUUUGCUGAGGUUGGACCUUGACAGAGAGCCAAAAAAAGAGGCAGUUAAAAGCUUCAUCGAAACUCAACGGGCCCUCUUAGCAGAGAUUCAAAAUGGAUGUCGGCGAAACUUUGUUUUGGCAAAGGAAAAGGAAGAACAGCUCCAACAAUCUGCCUCCAUGACAGAAAUUGCUAGCCCAGCACUUAAAGACUCUAGCACAGACCCUGAGGAGUCUAAUAACUCUGUUGAGGAUUCCAGUCAGGCAUCUGAAGACACAAAAGCUACUUCAGUAGAUUCAGAAGAUGGCGAGAUCAGUACUACUAAGGAGUCUGUGGAAGGUGAAUCUGACUCGGACACAGAGGAAGAAGAGAACGACUCGGCAGUAGAGCCCAAACCAAAGGAGAGCCCUGGGCAGGUGACUGUAUCUAGCCCUGGAAGAAGCCACAAAGUUUUUUUGGUAACCAGAGUAGAGAACCCAAACUGUGCAGAGAAGGAUAAGAAAUUACCAGAGCUGACAAAGCCUCUUAAUGAAGAGGCAGUACCCCCAGGAAGCAAUGCUCUUGCUAAUGGACUAGAGCAAAAUGCAGGCAAUGUAACACCAUGUUGUGAUAACAAGGAUUCUCUUGGGAAUUAUAGUGAUAGUGAGCUGGAGGAUUUGUUACGUGAUGCUUCUACAGAGCCAGACCCUGCACUGAACAUUAUAGCACUAUAAGGAUCAGCUGUUUGGGCCGUAUGGUGUACCUUCUUUUUUCACCUCCCCAAAUCCUUUUACAAUCCCAUUUCUCUCGCCUUAAGGAAUGGGGGCCUGUCGGAUCGGCGCACACGGGUUUCCUUAUGAAAACUUUCAGUUCAUCCGGUUUCCACUUCCUUAUACAAUGGCAAUAAGGGCAUGUUGGAGUUUGUAUUGGGUAUGGGAUUCUUAAAGUGGAAACCAAACUCCUAUGAGGUUCCACCCAGCUGGAGAUUUUUCAGCACAAAGAUAUGAGACCCUACUUGGUACAAGAGGACGAAUCCAUGCAGCUGCCCCUGUUAUUUGGACUGUUACUUGCUGUAGAAUUUCUAUGUGGGUUCAGUUAUUUCAAACCAUAAUUUGAAGCUCAGUACUUGUUUAUGAUGCUUCCGUGUGGUCUAAUGAAAGUCUCCCUGUUGGCAGGAAAGAGUUGAGGGUUUUCUGGGAAUUAGGAGUCCUUGAUAGAAAUACCACUUGUAGGUCAAGUAUCCUGUUUAUGCCAGAGAACGGUAGUUUUAGACUGUAGAUUUCACUACGCACAUUGCACUUGCAAACCAUUAGUAUCCCAUUCCUGGGAAAAUAGUUUUGUCUGUCUGUUCCAAACAUCACUACAUUGCCCUAGACUGGCAAACACUUAAAGUCAAGCCCUGCAACUAAAUUAUUUUAAAGCCCCACACUAAAGUGGGAAAAGGCCAAAGAUAAGCUGACAGCAUAUUCCUGCCAUAGGAAAAGCAGUUUAACACAUUUUCUACCUGUUUCAAACAUCCCUUCAACUGUAGCUUAUUGGUUGUUUUAAGUGGGACCACUUAGUAGCACUACAAAACCUGAAGGUGGGUGGAGGGUUGGAAGAUGGUUGCAACAUUAAUGAGAUUACUGGAAGUGGCUUGUGCUAGGGGCAUUAGAUUAAGGUGCAUUAAGUGACAGGAUGGCGUCGGCGCAAGGGCUGAUUCUCUCCCUGCAUUUAUUCUCAGGCCAAGAAUCAUCCCCGUCUGACAUUAAUGUGGCAUUAUCUCUAAUUCUGUAGAGGCUACAUUUGAUUUGGAUGGUGGUCAUCUUUCCUUUCCCGCCCCUCAAUAUGUCAUGUCUACAACAUAAUGUAUAGCUACACACACACGCACACACACACACUUGUGUUGCUAGUUUUUCCCUUUUUCGCCAUUCAUAAUACUUGUUAAUACACUGUCCAGGAAGAGCAUGUUUCCCAGUAUCAUGCAGUGUGUUCUCUCUCUCUUUGCAUACAAUCUCUUUAAAUAAAUCUUAAUUGAUUUGAAUUAAUUUUACCCCAUGAGAACAUCUAUUUUGUAUCAGCUGGGAAAAAAAGAGUCCUUUGAUGGAAUUGCAGGGGGAACAAAGUUGUGUAAAGGUCGGUUACAGCUGGUAAGCUUCUAGUUUUGGCUUAAAGCACAGCUUGUACCUGCCUACACUGAGAGAUGCUAUGGGAGUCAGUGAUCUUAUGUUUUAGGCUUUAACAGGCACUUUUCUAUUUUAUUUGGGCGGGGGUGGUAUUAAGAGUACGCUGCUUCAGGGCUAAAAAUAGGUGAUCUCAUACAUAGUGUAGGGUUGUUGAAUGUAAAUGAUUUAUGUGUACUAUCAUUCUUGCUCCUUAUUUCAUCUUACAAGAAACUGUUGGCUGCUUUAUGUAUUUUUCCUUCUUACAGAAUGACAAGUUUAUCAAUUGCUGCCCAUGGAAAUCGCCUGCGUAAAUGUGUGUAGAUCAUUUUAUUUGUAAUUUAUUGUUCCAGCCAAUAUUUAUAAAAAGCGUGUGUGUGUGUGUGUACAUGCCCUGUGUGCAUAUACAUUCCACCCAAUAUUAUACACUAAUAAACCUUACAGGUUUCCCGAAAUGUUUUACUUGUCCCCUCACCUGUGGGAUUUAAUUGUGGCCACCUGACAAAACAGACAUUUUUUUAAACUUAAAUGCAAUUCUAAAGGUGUUAAAUGGGAAACGCAAGAUUCCCUAUGUGCAAUAUAACCCCUAUAUACACCCACACUACACACUGCCCUGCAGAUGUUGGGUUACCCACCAUAUACAACCUUCAAACUGUGCUGUGUUUUAAAAGGGUUUUCUUCCUAUUAGCAAAUAAAAUGAUUUCCUAUAUGCUUUCAA
This is a messenger RNA of Xenopus laevis (African clawed frog), 4711 nucleotides long. RefSeq names its product protein phosphatase 1 regulatory subunit 37 L homeolog (gene ppp1r37.L). Lineage: Eukaryota; Metazoa; Chordata; Amphibia; Anura; Pipidae. Bases 421 to 2586 code for a protein of 721 amino acids. The transcript is spliced from 13 exons. The record is from RefSeq and is a predicted model, not a curated record.